GGAUUGAAGAACAAUGCUGAGGGCAGUAAAGCAAGUGCAACUGCUUCGGCUACGGCUUCGUUGGCAAGUACAAGUUGUCCUCAGGUGGUGGAUCCGGCGUUACAACAGCAGCAGCUGCAGCAGCAACAGCAGCUGCAGCAGCAACAGCAGCAAGAACUACCGAGUCAAGAAAAAUUAGGAUUGCAACAACCGCAAGGAGGUCAGCCCACAAAUACAACAGAUAAUUCCACUGCUGGCGUCGAGAAGAACGUCCUCGAGACGAACAAGAACAACACAGUGACGAAGAGUAAGAAUCCCUUUCCGCGUGCUGCGCGCCAGAGUCUCGUGUUUGGUCCUCGCAAGUUGUCUUUAUCGCGGAAGAGGUCGCGCAGCACCAGUAGUCGCGAGCCCCAGAGGAGCCGAAGCCCGUCGUCCAAGGGGAAGAGAGGGCGGAGCUCUUCCCGUAGUAAACUAUCCACAGGAAAUUUCCCGGACACGUACAAAUGCGGUCUCUGCAUGACAAAACUUGGCUUUGAUCCUAGUUUAGCAUGACAAGUUUUACGCUCCAAAUUGGUAGAAUUUGUGAUGCAUCUUGUACAUGUACGGGAAAUUUGUAUUGCAUAGAAACCGAAACGGCGCACCAGCAGAGGCAGAACACCCUUGCCGCGCGAUCGGUACCAUGAUAGGGGAAGGAGCACCUUCAGACGAGGCCAAAGCAGCUUCAGGCCUGGGCCGAGCAGGCUGCGAGAUCAUGACAGAGGCAGAAGCACCUUCAGGCCCGGGCCGAGCCGCCGCAUAUCAAAUAUAAAAAUGUCUGGGUCUGGGAACUUGUGAUGCUGCGUAGCGUCUCAUGAUGAGGCUACAAAUGCUGGCUCAGCAUGACAAGUUUCUGAGCGCCUAGGUGUUACCUAUUCUGCAUGACCAACUGCGCUUCUGCAUCAGAGAAAAACGCAGCUCUUGGGUAACGUGCAUGACAGAUUUAAGAGUCAUGCCAAACAAGCAUGACAAACAUGAAUUCUUCCAGACCCAGACAUUUCUACAGUUGAUACCGCAGGUCACCGUACAAUCACGACCGGUACAGUCGGUAUAACGACCGCUAUCGCGCCGGCGGACGCGCGCCCAGCGAGGUGCGCACCAUGCGGGGGGAUCUUCACACAAAAGUGGGCAAUAGCGGGGGAGGACAUGGGGCCCAGAAGGUGCACAGCCUGGCUAGGGGGGAAGGACAAGGAGCCGCGCCUGGAAAGAGCACUAGUGCAGCUGCGGCUUCUUCUUCUUCUGCUGCUGCUCUAGUACUGCCCGACGGUACACGGUACAGCUACUGGAGCUCGGGCGGUACAACUACUGGCGCACCGACGGGAGGAGUACUAUCCGGUGAUCAUGUUGCGGACGGUACUACAACUGGUGCAGCUGCUGUGUAUUCACCUGGUGAUCCAAUCGACGAGAAGUGGGUGACACCGGCAAACGUUGACGACGCGACCCUGAAGGUCGACGAUGAGGAUCCCCGGGCUCUGUUACUACGUGCGAAGGAGGAGGAGAAGCUGAAGGCACAGGAGCGAAAAAGACAAGAGAGAGAAGAAGCGGCGCGAAAAGCUGCACAAAAAGCCGCACAAGAAGAACUGGAAAAAAAGCAGCGAAUGCUGAAGUACGAAAGGGAAAAGGAGAGAAAAGAGAAACUGGAGAAACAAGAAAAAGAAGAGCGCGAAAAGAAAAUGCUAGAACAGCAAGAGCGGGAAAAGGAGCUGGAGCUGCAACGGGAAUUAGAAAGAGAACAGGAGGAGCUGCAGAGGAAGCAGGCUAUGCAUUUUGCAGAAUUAUCGUACUAAUUAGGAAUUAUCGCAGGACAAGUUUGCGUGGCAAUGGCAUGAGAAGUAAACUUUGUCAUGCUCCUGAAUUGGCUUAUGAACAUGAAGUGCGUAGGACAUUUAUCAUGCGGUAUUGCGAUAAAAGUUAGUAGGAUACUUUUGCAGUGGAUACCAGCGGAGAUUGACCUUCAGCAACAGAAGCGCGACGCCAUUCGGAGGCAGCUGGAGGAGCAGCAAAAGAAGCGAAAACUGAUGACGGAGCGGGAGCAAAGGGAGAAUGAGGAGAAAGAGCAAGCGCGCACUGCGAUGGAAAGCGCGGCGAAAGAGCGGGCGGAACGGGAAGAGCUAUCUGCGAGGUUAAUACAACAGGAAAAGGAGCAGGAAAAAGUAGAAAAGCAGAAGCAAAAGGCGACGAAAAAGAGCACUUCAACAUCUGCUCACCAGGUGUUGAAAAAAGGACAAGGAGCGGGAACUGCAUCAUCUCGCCAGGAGCUGUUGAAGAAGGGAGUGGAAUCUAGUAGCAGCGGUAAACUACACAUCAAAAAGGCGGGCAGCAAAGUUGUCGUGUCAGCGACGACGACUAGCGGGAGUUCAUCUAGUGACCACCAAAAUCUUCAAAAGGGAGGACAUGAUGAUGAUGAUGGUGCACCACCUCUUCACAUGGAAAAAAAGAAACUCGUGGUCGACAAGAAGGCACUUCCGAAGAAAAAAAAGAAACCCGUGGUCGACAAGAAGUUACUUCCGAAUAGUAAAAACAAGGUCAAGAAAUCCGUGGUGGACAAGAAGUUGCUAUCCAAGAAGGAAGUGAAGGCUCUCACAGCUGCUGCCAGGAAAAAGGUGCAGGAAGAGAAGAAGACGAAAACCAAUGCAGCUUCCGGGAUGAAAAACAAGAAGGGGCAACAGAUGCCUGCUGCCUCUACUUCUUCCACGAGCAACCCACAACAAGUUCAACGCACUACCGAUCAUUCUGGGCUGUCGGACAUAGGAGCGCCACCUCCAUCUUCGGAGAAUAGAGGAGAAGGAAAGCGAAAGCAGCAGCAGCGGCAAAAUGGCAAGAAGCCGAAAGUUAUGAACUGCAAAAGCAUCGUACUAGUACAAAUUGCGAUUACAAAUUUGCUCAGCAUGACACAUUCAACUUGUAAUGCUGUUUUACCUUAGGAAGAAGAUUUGUCAUGCAUCAUAGCGCUUACUACGAGUGCAAUGUUGCUUUUGCAGAGGAUAAAAGUCGAACUGCGUCAGGACGGUGUUGAACAGGAGAUGAAGCUGCAGGACGAGCAGGGGCUUCAACAGCUGCAAAAUGCCAAAGCGCCACCUCCAUCUUCGGAGAAUACGAAUAGAGGAGAAGGAAAUAUGCGAAUAAAACAGCAGCAGCGGCAAAAUGGCAAGAAGCCGAAAGUCGAAGUACGACGUCAGGAGGAACAUCACGACGGGCAGGAGGAGGAGAAAAUCGAAAUUCAGCUGGAAGAACAAAAUAAUAAUGCCACAGCGCUGCAAAGUAGAAAGCAAAAACUUCUGCGCCAGCAGGACCACGAAGAGAAACAGAAAAAGAAAAUACAGCAGGAACAACAGAACAAGGCUAAAACGCUACUUCUCCGUCAGAAUCUGAAGGCGCUGCAGCAACGACAGGAACAGGAGCAGCAACUGCGCGAAAAACUUGAUGCGGAGCCAGUUUUGAUGAACCAAGGGAUUGCGGGGGCAGCAGCAGCAGCAGGAGCGGAGGCGGGUUAUCUGUCUUCUCCUUUUGAUAUAAUUUCCUCUGCACAGGAGCAGGAUGAAAAAGGAGAUUCUCAUCCGGUGAUCAACAACACCUCCCGGGACGAGAUGUUGAACACAAUCACCCACGACGCUGCUGUUUCGUCAGCUGACCGCGACUCUUUUCGUUCCAGAUCUCGACUUCGUCGUCGUCCGUUAGAUCGCCAAUUUUCGCGAUCCCGGAGCGGACACCGAGGACGGGACGAAAGAGGAAGAUCUACUGCGCAUAGGUCUUCGCAGGGUGGUGCCAGCGCGGUGCAAGGAGGGGGGCAGCAUUCCCACCGGCCUCGCCUGGGCAGCCGCAGUACCCCAGUUAACCAACUUUUGGCACCACCCUCGACCACCAGGAGCUGUACCACGACAGGAACAAAUACGACACGGAACUACAAUCAUGGUCUGGCAGAAGGAGCGACAAGUAGCACGAACACCACCAGUGGUCUACUCGUUGCGCGACAGCAAGAAGAUGAUCAGGAUCUUUUAUUUCAACGGCAGUACUACGAAAAUCAACAGCACUACACAAAAAACACUGGUGCUGCUCACGGGCACCAGGCAGCAGCUUCGUCAUCCUCAUUCUCUGUCGGACAACAGGAAGAUGAGCCUCUUGACAGCAGUAGACAGAGAGGCGAAAGUGCAGAGUCAUUUUUGGACGAGGAACAGGAACGAUACUAUGAGGAGCUGAAUUUCAACUACGACGCAGCACAGCAUGUUGCAGAGAGUCCUCGUCGUGCCGGGUCUUUUUUAAAUGAUCAUCAUGCUGCUCCUCCUCCUCCCCCGCCCGAUAGAAAUAUUCAUCACGCGGAUCAUGAAACAAGAGCCACUACGUCUAGAAACAACCACGACACCACCUCCGAUCUUCAUCUUCCCCGUCACAACUACAGGACCCGCACGGAGUCCUUUGACUCACGACGGCGAUCACGGUCGAGAGUGCGACGAGAAGACAUUGAUCGGAAAAGCGACAGGCGCGGCUCGGAAUUAUCCGGCGGAGCAGGAUCGCCCACGCCACCUCGUGCAGAGAAUGCUGAGGAGGAAGGAGGAGAUCCGAUGCUCCGGGCGUUGGGAAACAUGUACCGAUUUUAGGAAAACAUGAAACGACGGGCGUCGUCUACAACACCCGUGCCGUUUCAGGAACAAAUAAUGUACGAGGUUUUUACUAGUAGAGAAGAGCGGGAAGUUGAGAAGUGCGUCGCAGCUUCUCCUCGUCAUACUACUUACGUAGAACUCGAGUUUUAUCCGUAUCUAUUUAUUCUGGAGUGGUAGUGGUCUUGUUACCAACAUUUUUGGCAAAAAUGUUGGUUGAUGUCGCCCUUUCAUUUUUAUUUCGACGUCGUCUGCGAGUGCGAAAAUGAAAAUGUCAAAACACGACAUGAAUUUCAUCGAACUUUCUUGAUGCAACACUUCAUCGUCAAAAAUACGGGCACAUUAAUUGUGGUCUGGCUCGCAUGAAAAUCAAAAUUCAAGUGAGCUGCCAGUACAUUUUUUCAAACGACGACUUUUUGCAGCUCCAGGUGUGAGGGCCCUUCGUUUUUUAUUCAAGGAGACUCAACUACAAUCUGUCUUUACUCGUCCCCACCUCAGUUAGUACUAGUAGCACUAGACAGCACCCGGCUAUUCAAGUCCUUGAGUCGGAAAAAAUUUUGCCAUUUCUGUGUUAGUCCGAUACAAAACAAAGAAUGCUGUCGAUGAAAUGAAGGAACUCCACCAACACGACGACUAUACUAACUUAUUCACGAGAUGAAAACUAAGAACAAGACAUGGCUCGAAAAUUGGUGGCGCUACCUCUAGGCUGCGAGCGACAAACAAACUUUUGGAAGACGUACGAUUUCCGAGGUUACAUGGCUUGCGACAUUCUUAUUUUUCAAAUUUUCAAUUCAAGUACUACAACAGAUCUACUUCAUGCGAAAAAAUAUAUACGACAACCUCAACCAGCUAGAAGAUGAUGAAAGGCAAAUGCUACCAUGGAUGUCUAUGACUAUGUCUUCACAGCUGGUUGCCAUUCGAUUUCUACAACAUAGAGGGCCAGAUAUUAGUUGCUGCAGCUUUGCUAAUUGUAAUUUUGACGAUCGAUGUGUUGUAUGUGUGCAAAAAUGCGAAAAAUUUCAUAUCCUUUUCAUCUAGAUAAGUAAAUCUUUGAGAAAAAUCUUUGCCGGGCAGCAGAGCUAGCGUCGCUCUCUUUGCACUCGUGAUUGUAGUGGUUGC
This is a messenger RNA of Amoebophrya sp. A120, 5729 nucleotides long. The record is from the annotation of a GenBank genome assembly. Lineage: Eukaryota; Dinophyceae; Syndiniales; Amoebophryaceae.